This is a messenger RNA of Bathycoccus prasinos, 1170 nucleotides long. RefSeq lists its product with no specific name. Gene Ontology annotation, biological process: oxidative demethylation. The record is from RefSeq and is a predicted model, not a curated record. Bases 1 to 1170 code for a protein of 389 amino acids. Lineage: Eukaryota; Viridiplantae; Chlorophyta; Mamiellophyceae; Mamiellales; Bathycoccaceae. The transcript has a single exon. Gene Ontology annotation, molecular function: oxidoreductase activity; demethylase activity.
AUGCAGCAGCAACAUCAACAACAUAAUAAUAAUAAUAAUAAUAAGCAAACGCUCGCGUCCUUCAGCAGUCGAGAGCUGCGAGAGAAAUACGAAAUCCCCGGCGUGUUUUUGAUUGAAAACUUUGUCACGAGAGAGGAAGAACGAGAGUUCAUCGAGGCGAAUAACAACAAUGAUAAUAAUACGAAGAAGAAGAAGAACGAAGAAGAAGAGGGAGAAACUUCUUCGCGCGAAAACGGCGAAAAGGAUUACUUUAAGAGCGGAUGGAAAUCGCUGUCGAAACGCCGCGUGCGACAUUACGGGAAGAAGUUUGAUUACGACACGAGAGACGCGGCGAACGACGCCGAGGAGAAAAUUCCGGAACUGCUCGACGUGGACGUUCGGAAAAGGCUCGAGGCGCUCGUCUCGGUCGUCGCCGACGCCGAGAGCACGACGACGGAGGAGAAAGGUGGAGAAGAGAAGAGCUCGAACGACUUCUCGUUCACGCGUCAGAAUGCGAACGACGACGCGUGGACCGAGGACGAAAGAAGACAAAUAUCCGAGGCGAUUCAAAAAGUCAUCGCGUUUGAUCAAGUCACCGUCAACGAAUAUCCGCCUGGAUGCGGCAUCGCCCCUCACGUGGACACGCACUCCGCGUUCACGGGAACCAUCCUCUCUCUCUCCUUGGGAGAUCGAUGCGUCAUGGAAUUUCGCCACCCGAACCACCCAAACGAAGAAGGCUAUUCUACCUCUCCUACCGAGAGCGCUACCGCCGCCCGGCGAAGCGGGAACGAGACGAUGAUAUUUCCUCACCGCGCGCUCGAGUUGCCUCGGCGAUCUCUCCUCAUUCUCACCGAUUUUGCUCGGUUCAAUCGCCAGCAUUACAUUCCAAAACGAAAGUCAGAUCCGAUGAUUGACGGAACGCGACGAACGCGAACUGAAACCAGAUACAGUUUCACCAUUCGACAAACGCUUCAUACUACUAACGAUAGUGAAAACAAUAACAACAACAACGACGACGAACGAGAAGAGAACGGUGGUGGCAAACAAAACCCUCCUCGCUCGUGCGACUGUCCAUACCCGCUCUUUUGCGACGUCAAAGACGGACCCUUCUCCAAAAUCAUUUCCCGGAAGAAGAAGAACAAUUUACAAGAACAACAACAACAACAACGAGGCUUUUCGUGCGAGCGGUAG